Messenger RNA from Saccostrea echinata, 3145 nucleotides. RefSeq names its product OTU domain-containing protein 5-B-like. Gene Ontology annotation, molecular function: cysteine-type deubiquitinase activity; K63-linked deubiquitinase activity. Gene Ontology annotation, biological process: protein deubiquitination. The transcript is spliced from 10 exons. The record is from RefSeq and is a predicted model, not a curated record. Bases 158 to 1699 code for a protein of 513 amino acids. NCBI's taxonomy places the organism in Eukaryota, Metazoa, Mollusca, Bivalvia, Ostreida, Ostreidae.
UCACAGACUAGUCGCCAUUUUCCUUGUACUUGGAAGUUUGUCGAACGUUUGUUGUAAAUUUUCCAGUAAAAUAGAGGUUUGCAACAUAUAUUUUACCAGUUGAUACAGGAAAACCUGUAAUUUACCUUUAUUUGCAACUGUUGACAAAUCAGUGACGAUGACUAUUCUACCGAAAAAGAAACCAGGGACGUCGAAAACAGAAUGUGAAUCAACUGAACACCAGGGCGGACAUGCAUCUCAUUCUCACCAACAUCACCAAGCCACCACGGAUGCCAGGCAUGAAAAGGCUACUCGUUCUCGAAACUCCCCGACCCGCUGGGUUCCGUCGACAACGAGGGACGAGAAACUGGCCAGUCAUGAUCCAGGGGGAACCUUUGAAGGUCAUGAAGGAGUUAAUAAUAAACGACGCCAUCGUUCCUCCCCACACAGGACACAUGCACGGAAACAUCGCAUGCACGCCUCGGCCACGGUCACCUCUCGUGACUACCAGGCUUCUACUGAGUAUGAGGAGACCGGGUACAACAGUGGGGACGAGUAUGUCCCUCCACAGCACCCUGACAACAUUGAGGAGCUGGAAGCUUGGUUUGAGAAGACACUGAAAGAAAAGAAAGGCUGGAUUAUAAAGAAGAUGGGGGAAGAUGGUGCCUGUCUAUUUAGAGCUGUUGCUGACCAAGUAUAUGGUGACCAGGAAAUGCACUCAGUUGUUAGAAAACAUUGUGUUGACUACAUGCUGAAAAACUGUGACUACUAUUCUCAGUAUGUAACGGAGGAUUUUACCACAUACAUAAAUCGUAAAAAGAUGGACAAUUGCCAUGGAAACCAUGUGGAGAUGCAGGCAAUGAGCGAGAUGUUUAAUCGCCAAAUUGAAGUAUACCAGUACAGUAUAGAUCCCAUUAAUACAUUCAAUUGUCCUUAUAAGACUGAAAAUGAACCCAUUAGAAUCAGUUACCAUGGAAAUGUCCAUUACAAUUCAGUGGUGGAUCCAUGUAAGGCAACCAUUGGUGUGGGACUUGGACUGCCUGGCCUUCAACCAGGGCUCGCAGACAAAAGUCAGAUGAGGGACGCUGUCCGGCAGUCAGAGGAUGUCCAUAUCGAGCAGACUAUGCUGGAAGAUAAGCUUAGAGAGACCGACUGGGAAGUCACUCAGGAGACAAUAGAGGAACAAGUUGCUCGUGAGUCGUAUCUACAGUGGCUCAGAGAUAACGAAAACCAAGUCCGUAGGAAAAGCUCACCUCGGUCAGCCAGCGCCACCUGUAGUUCCUCCAAGGACAAAGAUUUAGGAUCCCCCGAACUCCUGCAGCAGGGGAGAUCCCCCAGGAACAGGAGUAACCCAGGGUCAGGAGGGAACAGCCCCCAAAGACUGGACACGAUGAGGAGUGGCCCCAGCAGUCCCCAGCAGACAGAGGCAGCUCAGCAUUCACCUUUACCUACGUGUUCUGGAUAUAACCCUGCUAACAUAGCUAAUGAUGCCUUUAGCAGCAGCCUUGGGGCCACAGGAGGGGCCCAGGAUCUUACAACAACCAACUUUGUAGAAACCUCUUCCUUAAUGAACUGCUACAAUUCCGAUAUGUAUGGUCUUUCAGAUUGGAUAGAUGAGGAUGACAUCAUGGCACAGGUGAUAGCCCAGUCCCAGAAAGAAUACCUGGACAGCCUGAAAAAGUCAGCCUCCUCUCCCCCCGACCCCUCCCCUCACAGCUAACACAGGGCUGACCUAAUUCUUUGUUUUAAUUCUACACAUUCAUCAUAGAGGCUUAUUUACAUGUAUUGCUUCUAGAGACAUUUGAAUCACUUAAAGCCCAGCUGGUCCCAAUCCUAUAUCAUUUGACUUUGCAAUUUUUUCAAUAGCUAAUAUGAUUAUAUGGACAUUUUAUGAUAUGGUUUACUUCAGAUUUUUCUUUUAUUGAGACUGCGAGUCAGUUUUUUGUGAUGUAACGCAAAUAAAGAUCAAAGAAACUAACUGUAACAUAACCAUUAUGAGCUGAUUUAUUGUGUUAAUAUUAUAAACAUGUAAUUAUAUAAAAUAGUGGGUGUACAUUGUAUUUUGAAAGUUUUAUUAUUUUAAAUUUCCUUGUUUUGAAAUAUAAUUUGUUAUUGUUUAAGCUGGAAUCAUUCUACUCCUUAAAAUCUUUAUUGACCAUUUACUGAAUAUAAGCAGCUUAUACGGAGAUUCUGAAGAGGAUUAUUUUCAAUUUUCAUAAAAAUAUUUCCUACUAAAAAAAAGUUGCUUCUUAAAAGAAGUUAUAAUAUAUAUAUAUAUGUUUUUUAUUACUGCAGGAAACCUGAUGAAGGAAAAUUAAGAGAAAUAUUUUAUGGUAACCUUUUGUGAAUGUCAGUGAUUUGCACACACGGGUGUGAAUAAGUUAAUACACCAAAUUAUUCCAUAUUAUUGUGAGAAGAAUUUAGUUGAGAUAACUAUUCAUCAUCUCCAUUAUCUUAGAUUUUUGUAUUUGACCUACACCAUUAUAAUUUUUCAUUUUUACUGUGUUUGAAUUCAACUGUACUUGCUUAGUUGACACGUAACUCAUUAUAAUUGGUGAGUUAUAUCAUAAGUGAAGUAUAUGCCACAAUAAUUUUACUGAAGAAGUGUUGUGCUAGUGACUUAUGUCUAAGGAAGACCGAGAUGUGUAAUAAUUCCUACAUUAAUCUGUGAUCAGGAUUUUCUGCCAUGCAAAAACAUUGGGAGAUUGGAAGGAUGGAAUUUUUGAUAGACCUGAACAAUUUUCCUGAAUCAGUUUUAGAUGUGUAUGUGUGUGAGACAGAGUCCAGUAUGUGGAAUUUUUUUAUUUCCCCCACCCACCCCCGGGUAACGUGAGUGUUCAGAAGUAGUGUAUGUUUUAUUCCCCUUCAUAGUUAUGAAUCUUUUUUUUUGUCAGUAUAAUUUUGUUAAAAGAGUGCUAUAUUUUAUUUUGUUUCUACAAAGGCAUUGUAUCAGGUUCUGAAUGCUUAUGUAAUUUUAGAAUAUUGUAUGCCAUUUUUUUUUUCUUGAAACAGAAAAUACUCCACUGGCUGAUGGAUGAAGAAUAUUUGUGAAUAGAUAUAGAAUAUAAAUAUCAAAUUAGGGAAUUAUUUCUUUACUUUGUUCCUGUGAUUACAAUGCCUUUAAGCAUAUAUUAUGAAGAAUAUUAAAUUAUUUGUCAUGUAUAAA